This is a messenger RNA of Malaclemys terrapin pileata, 1673 nucleotides long. It is a transcript of the gene PPP1R35, whose product is annotated as protein phosphatase 1 regulatory subunit 35. Gene Ontology annotation, molecular function: phosphatase binding. Gene Ontology annotation, biological process: negative regulation of phosphatase activity. Bases 1 to 960 code for a protein of 319 amino acids. Lineage: Eukaryota; Metazoa; Chordata; Testudines; Emydidae. The record is from RefSeq and is a predicted model, not a curated record. The transcript has 7 exons.
AUGGCCGCCAUGCUGGGGCGAGAACGAGGCUGCAGCUGGCAAGGAGGCCUCUGGUCGCCGCCAUCUUGGAGUGAGAACGAGGCCGGCCGGAGGGGGGAGGGGCCGAGCCGAAGCCCCGCCCCCACCCCGGGGCAGCUGCCGCAACUGUCGGGCGGCUGCGCGCGGGAGCCGUUGCGAGGCCGGGCCACGCUGGCGCCCCCCGGUGAUGACGCGGCCCCCGCGGCCGGGCCCCCCCCCGCCCCGCUCCGGCCCGGGGCCCCGCCCCCCUGCGCGCUGCCCGCCCUGGACCUGUCGCUCAGCCCCGCGCGCGCCGGGGGCGGGAUCCUGCGGCGGCGGCGCGGGGCGCGGGGGCGCGCGGGGAACCGCCAGGUCCGUUUCCUGCUGGGCUCUGCCCCGGACGAGGCGCCCCCCAGCCCGGAGCCCCCGGCCCCCCGGACCCCCCCCGACACCGGCGUGGUGGAGGCUGGGCGGGUGACAACGGGGUUCAGGGAGGCAGCGGGGGACCUGGCCACCCCUGAGUUGCACACCAGCCUGGCCCUGGGCGAGGAGGUUCGGGUGGCCACCCACCAGGGCUUCGACGCCCACCGGGCCGCCCAGGAGCUGCUGGUCACAUCCUUCCUCGCCCGCUGCAGUGUGGAGGCCAAGGCGGCCGCAGGUAUGAACAUCCCCCGGGAGCAGCAGCUGUACCAGGGGCUCGUGAGCCUGCAGGUGCCCGCAGAGGAGGUGCUGAGCUGCGCCCUGCAGGAGAAACUGUCACUCGUCCGAUCGCAGCCUGAACCCCGCAGGGAGCCCGUCCCCGAAGGCCCGGACCUGCUGAUGUUCUACGAGCCCCAGGAGCUGGUCGUGGAGACCCCGUACCUGGGCGUGGAGGGGCUGCCCCCCCUGCGGCUCCAGCCCCAGAUCCGACCCCCAGCCUCCACCUUCCUCAUGUUCCGCAAGCUCCAGCAGUGGGAGGCCUAGCAGGGCCGGGAUGCAGCUGCCCCCAGAGAGAGAGACUGGUUCUGGGGGGGGGCAGGGUCCUCACCCCUCCCUGACCCGUGUGGUUCUCACCCUUUGUACCCCGCCCCCCAAUAAACCCCCCUCUGGGCUCAGCUGCGGUGCCUGAACAUUGGGGGCGCCCCACGUGGGCUGUGGCUCUCCCACUGGCAGGGGUGGUGGAUUGUGUUUCCCAGCAUUCCUCGGGGCGGGGGGAGACAGCCCAUAAUUCCUGGGCUCCAGGGAGCAGGGCUCUGCACGUGGUGGGGGGGAGGGGGAAAAGCGCCAAUAUGUCCCAGUCGCCCUUGCGCGACGGGACUCCAUUUCCCAGGAGGCCCAGCGGCGGCCAAGCCCCUUUUCCCGUCGUGCCCCGCGGGCAGGGAUGGCGGGCGCGAGCGGGCCGCGGCUGUCGGCGGCGGAAUUCGAACGGGCGAAGCUGAGUUACCUGGACACCAUCACCCAGGAGCUGCAGGAGGCGGCCGGGCUGAUGGGGCAGCUGGACCGGAACCUGAGCGCCUGGGCCCGGCGGGCGGGACAGCCGGAGGCGCUCGCCCAGGUGUGGCACCGCUUCCAGGCCCAGCUGGCUUCUGCAUGUGCCACCCCAGGCUCCUACGGCCCGGCCCUGACCCACCGCUGGAGGGAGAUGGGAGCCCCUGCUGCCCCCCCCCAAUAAACGCUGCCUCCGGCCUUGCUCCGCA